CUAGAGGAUGAAUUGCGGGAUAUUAACCGUAGCAUGAGCAGCACUUUCACCGACACGAAUACCCAAUGGAGAUUCAACCCGCCGUCUGCCCCACAUAUGGGUGGAUGUUGGGAACGGAUGGUUCGAUCCGUGAAGACGGCACUCGGAUCAUUGCCCAUGUCCCGAAAGUUUGACGACGAGUCGUUCAUCACUUUGCUGGCUGAAGCGGAGCACAUGGUGAACUCGCGGCCUUUGACGUUUCUUCCAUUGGACAGCGAGGAGCAUGAAUCAUUAACACCGAACCAUUUCCUUAUGCUCAACUCAAACGGUGUUCGGCAACCAGUCAAAGCACCAGUGGACGAGAGACAAGCUUUAAAAGGCAGCUGGGAGCUGAUCCAGAACAAAUUGGACUCGUUCUGGAAUCGUUGGAUUGUUGAAUACCUUCCAAUAAUAUCUCGGCGGUCAAAGUGGUUCACCGAUGUUGCGCCCAUAAAGGAAGGAUCUUUGGUUGUGGUGGCCGACGGGAAGGUACGGAACCAAUGGAUACGUGGUCGUGUUUGUCGAACCUAUCCAGGUAAGGACGGAGCAGUGCGACUAGCGGACGUUGAGACAACUAACGGAAUUUUAAGAAGGAGAGCGGUUUGCAACCUGGCUAUUUUGGACGCAGCUAGGCAGGAUGAAAUAGCAGUGGGCGAUCGUGAUGAUGCAGAUAGCGACGGGCGCAGUAUAGCCAGCAGUCGCGGAUACGGUGCCGCUGAACAAGGGUUCGCAUGACACGAGGGGGAGGAUGUUGUGACGAAUGCGUCUAUUGGCGCGCCCCCGAAAGUUUAGAACGUUUGGAUACGAAAGUGUGAGUAGAGUAUUCAUGCGAAGGCGAACUGUCAGAGACGGUGAUAGGCGAUAAAUUGAUUUAUCAUUGUUUUGAUACCGUAUAGUGCAACCUGAAUUGUAAAAAUUUAUUUAUAAACUACCUUAUUGCGAAACAAAAGUGAACUAAAAAUACCGUAAAUUACUAAGUACGAGACCAAUUGUAAGUAACUUAAUUCUAGCUAUCUUGUGCUCUUCUAAUUAAUAAAAUCUUACAGCUUUGAGCUGAUUCUCACCGGCAAAAGGUGAAUUUUGCUACAAAGAGCUCCGAAAGGUAACCCCGACCGCAACAUUCUCAAAGAAUUGUGGUACCAUCAUGCAGCACGGAUCGUUCGUGCGCCAGACUCGGUCGCAAACUCGAGUGACUCAAAAUGCAACCGACAGAGGCUCCCAACCUUCUUCCAGUGAUGAUGCACAGGUACGAUUUCGGAACGACGGGGAUUUCGAACCUUCGGUGGUCGACGUAGAGCAUGGUGGAGACUACGAGUGUACGGAAUGUACGCGGCCCAACAAUGCCGAGAUGUAUAUGGUACAGUGCGGAAUAUGCAAGCACUGGUACCAUUUUUCUUGCGCGAAAGUGGGCAAAGCUACAGUACGAACUAGAGACUUCAUCUGUGAAAAAUGUCUACCGAA
Molecule: messenger RNA, 1479 nt
Organism: Aedes albopictus (Asian tiger mosquito)
Lineage: Eukaryota; Metazoa; Arthropoda; Insecta; Diptera; Culicidae
Exons: 2
Coding region: 34-753 (239 amino acids)
Molecular function (GO): nucleic acid binding
Source: RefSeq, a predicted model, not a curated record